Molecule: messenger RNA, 1107 nt
Organism: Lentinula edodes (shiitake mushroom)
Lineage: Eukaryota; Fungi; Basidiomycota; Agaricomycetes; Agaricales; Omphalotaceae
Exons: 7
Coding region: 1-1107 (368 amino acids)
Biological process (GO): aromatic amino acid biosynthetic process
Cellular component (GO): cytoplasm
Molecular function (GO): 3-deoxy-7-phosphoheptulonate synthase activity
Source: RefSeq, a predicted model, not a curated record
AUGGCCCUACCCUUCAAAGAAGCAUUAUCUCGCCUUGAAAAUAGGCGUGUCAAGGCUACCAGGCCGUUGAUCCCUCCUCAAAUUCUACAAGAGGAUCUCCCCCUCACACUCCUCGCUGCUCAGACUGUCAUCGAAGGACGAAUGCAGACCGAAAAUAUUCUCAAAGGCAGUGACGAUCGGCUCAUGGUUGUUGUGGGACCUUGCUCAGUGAAUAACGUUGAUGCAGCAAUAGAAUACGCACAUCUUCUCAAAGCUUAUGCCGACGAGGCCAAAGAGGAUCUCUUCAUCGUCAUGCGUGUUUACUUCGAAAAACCUCGAACUACAGUUGGAUGGAAAGGCUUGAUCAAUGAUCCCGACCUCAACGGUACCUUCCAGAUUAACAAAGGUCUGCGGAUCGCGCGGACUCUACUGCUUGACAUUGCCAAACUCGGCCUGCCUGCGGGUUGCGAGUUUUUGGAUACCAUUUCUCCUCAAUACACCGCCGAUCUUGUCUCCUGGGGAGCAAUAGGUGCACGAACGACCGAGAGUCAGGUUCACCGAGAACUGACUUCCGCGCUUUCCAUGCCUACUGGGUUCAAGAAUUCCACUGAUGGGAGUGUUGGGAUUGCCAUCGAUGCCUGUCGCGCCGCUCAAUCAGGGCAUGUUUUCCUCAGUGUCGGCAAGGAAGGGCUUAGCAGUAUUGUCGAGACGGAGGGUAAUCCAGAUGUCCAUGUAAUUUUACGUGGAGGAGCCUCAGGUCCGAACUAUGCUGCCCAUUUCGUUCGGGAAUGUGGCUUGAAACUCGGGAAAGCAGGUCUUUCCCAGAAAAUCAUGAUCGAUUGCAGUCAUGGGAAUAGUUCCAAACAACAUAAAAAUCAGGCUAUAGUAGCCGACGAUAUUGCUCGUCAAAUGGCGGAGGAAGACACUUCUCCCAUGAUUAUGGGCGUCAUGAUCGAGUCCAAUCUCGUUGAAGGACGGCAAGAUAUUCCUCUGUCUGGACCUUCUGGUCUGCGUUAUGGACAAUCUGUGACAGAUGCGUGUAUGGAUUGGGAUAUGACGGUUGAGGUUCUCAACCGACUACGUGAAGGAGUAAAGGCUCGUCGUGCUCGGAUAGCAAAACGCGCUUGA